AUGGCGCUCCAACAUCGGCGUCAUCAACUCUCCCUAACGGGCUUUAUUCCGAAACCCAAGCCCCCAUCCUUGACUCCAGAGGAGUAUGGAAGUGUGCAAGCCCUGUUUAAGACUCUUAUCGAGUACGCUUCCAACCGAAAAGCCAAGGGGCGCUACAAGCCAGCAGCACUUAUAAGUCAAACAUUUCAACAUGUUAAGUCCACUGACGAGUUUCUUAUCCAUUUCUUCGUUUACACUUAUGCUCGUAUACAUCCUGAAGUAGAGGACGAAGCUGGCCCUGAAUUCCACCAAGCAUACACCUACUUUGGAGAUUUUUCGCUGUGGAAUUCAACACGCAAGGACGAAGCUGCGGCUGCCAUGGACAAGUUCGCGCAAUAUAUGAUUGAUAACUUUUUUAUGCCGCUUAGAGCCUCCUCUGUGAAAACGCCACAGCCCACUCCUGCAUCGCUGUCUUCAAAACAGUCCACACCGACAGGUACACGAAAUCGAGUAUCAAGGUUACGACAAGCAUGCCUUCUCCGCGACCACCACCGCUGUGUAGUAUCGCGAAUGUUUGAUCGAGCAGAAUUGAAAAGGCGACUCGAUAAUGAUGAAGAUAGCACAGAUGAUGAUGGAAAACCAUUAAAGGAUCUCAGCGGUAAUGAUUCUGAAUACCUAGAAGUGGCUCACAUAAUCCCUCACUCUCUCACAUCCCUCUCGCCUGAGGAGUCAGAAUUAAGUGAAUCAAAAAAGGCGGCACAUCACUUUCUUACAAUGUUUGACCCAAGCAUUGUUCAUCUUAUUGAAGGCCAGGAAAUUGAUAGCCCAAAAAACGCCUUGACACUAACGCACAAAUACCAUCGGCUUUUUGGCGAAUUUGAGAUUUAUUUUGAGCCCACUGAUACUAAGUACGAGUACAAAAUAGAAUCGACCGAAGAGAGGGCCUCCUUACGUGACUCACUAUUCCCAGUUUUUCGUCAGCUUCACCUAAGCCCUGAACACACUAUUGAUCCACCAUCCUCUCAACUUCUGGCUGUCCACUAUGCUAUUGCCCGCAUUUUAAAACUAAGUGGUGCCGGUGAGUACAUAGAGAAUAUUCUUCGAGAAAUGGAGGACACUAGCGUGAAGGAUGAUGGGUCAACAAACUUGGGGCGCCUCCUAAGCUGGGGUCUUAGGGGCUGGUUUAAGUUCGCCAGCACUGGAAUUCUUGCAAAUUGA
Molecule: messenger RNA, 1197 nt
Organism: Aspergillus tanneri
Lineage: Eukaryota; Fungi; Ascomycota; Eurotiomycetes; Eurotiales; Aspergillaceae
Product: HNH endonuclease signature motif containing protein
Exons: 3
Coding region: 1-1197 (398 amino acids)
Source: RefSeq, a predicted model, not a curated record